AUGUCCACUGACUCUAGCGGCAACGGAGGUGGAAACAGCUCGACUAGCUCACCAAUGUUACAACCACCUUCACCCUCUAUUUUCAGUAGUGGAAGUAGUAGCAGUAGUAACAAUGUAAAUUCAAGUCCAUUGGGUGAUAAUAGUGGUCGACCAAGAUCUAGAAGUAGUUCCUCCACUGUAAAUAUCAAUAAUCUCUUCAAACCUACUAGGGAAGAAGCAGAGAUGGCAUUCAAAUCACUGGAUCCAAACAACCAGAUGUUACAACAACAACAGCUAUAUCACCAACAGUACCAACAGACAGGUGGUACACCACUCACCUCACCACAACAACCCAAACCCUUCAUCAGUAUAAACGACUCACCAGGCAGUAGUUCUUCCAGUGAAAAGUCAAAGCAAGGCUGGGCAUCGAGAUUCGCACAGAUUCCAAAGGAAAAUGUACUGAAAGAGGAACUUGUAUGUUUCAUGAAGGACAAGAAGAUUCGAGGUGUCAUCACACUCACUCCAUACCAACUGAUAUUCCAAUCCAAUGAGAAGUCACCCACUCAGAUAUUCUCUGAUUACAAUCAGAUCAUAUCAUGUAAAUACUUUCCGAAUCACACUGAAUGGUUAGCUCAUUUAUCAAAGGAUUGGAAGAAAGAACAAUAUUUAAUUCAAAAGAAGAAUCAAGAGAAGAAUGCAGACUAUGAGAACUUCAUUCAAUCAGAGAUCUCAAAGCUCAAUGAAAUGGGUGAUGAGAUGACCACCAUGACUAUCAACGGUCAGGUAAAGAAUGUUUUGGUAUUCCCAUGUAUCUAUUUGUUAAUUCAUAAAGAUAAUUAUAUUCAAACUUUGUUCUUUAGAGGUAUAAGUAAAGAGAGUGUACAUAAUUGUUUCGUUUACUUGAAAAAGUGUGUUAGUGAUCGUAAAGAUUCUUCACCAGCUAAUGGUGUUUCACCUCUUUUGGGCGUAUCGCCACCAAUUGGAUCACCAAUACCACUACUGCUCACUCCAACACUACCUACAAACACAACCACAACAACAACAACCUCAGCAACACAACUACUACAACAACAAUUCCUUUCAACAUCAUUUGAAGCGAUUGAUGUUAGCUCCCAAUCUCCAAAACUUGUUAAUAGAUCAAACUUUAAUCAGAAGAUCAUUUUAACUCCUGAUCUAUAUAAAAAACUACGACACUAUUUACCAAUGUCAGUUCAAGGAUCAGAUAUAGAGUUACAAUAUAACACAACCAAUGAUGGUGUAUCAUUCAACACAUGCUACAGAAAGAUGAGAAAUGUUCCGCAGUCUAUUUUAUUAAUUAAGGAUAAUGGUGGAUAUAUAUUUGGUGCUUUCAUUUCAGACGAAUUGAAACCUAAAGCAAAUUUCUAUGGUAGUGGUGAAACGUUCCUAUUUAAAUUGGAACCAGAGUUUCAGGUGUUCAAGUGGACCAAAGAGAAUGAUCUAUUCAUCUAUUCGAGUCUAGAGUAUAUUUCGAUUGGUGGAGGCUCUAUGUUUGGUCUUUGGGUGGAUACUGACUUUUUACACGGGUACAGUGGACCUUGCGAAACAUUCAACAACACAGUAUUGUCUUUCAAAAAUGAUUUUAAUCCUGUUGUAGUUGAAUUCUGGGCAAUUAAAUAA
This is a messenger RNA of Heterostelium album PN500, 1617 nucleotides long. RefSeq names its product TLD domain-containing protein (gene lysA). Lineage: Eukaryota; Evosea; Eumycetozoa; Acytosteliales; Acytosteliaceae. The coding region runs from base 1 to 1617 and encodes 538 amino acids. The transcript is spliced from 5 exons. The record is from RefSeq and is a predicted model, not a curated record.